This is a messenger RNA of Malassezia sympodialis ATCC 42132, 603 nucleotides long. RefSeq names its product F1F0 ATP synthase subunit 5 (gene ATP5). Gene Ontology annotation, molecular function: proton-transporting ATP synthase activity, rotational mechanism. Gene Ontology annotation, biological process: proton motive force-driven ATP synthesis. Lineage: Eukaryota; Fungi; Basidiomycota; Malasseziomycetes; Malasseziales; Malasseziaceae. The record is from RefSeq and is a predicted model, not a curated record.
AUGGUGCUAACCCGACCAGGAAAGUAUGCCUCGGCUGCAUACGUGUCGGCUCUCACGCGUGGUGAGAAGAACCUCGCGAAGCUGGAGUCGGACCUGAAGUACUUCAACGACGUGCUCAAGUCGGACUCGCAGGACGCUACAAAGCUGCGCACCUUCCUGACCAACCCUACGGUGACUGCAGAGGCGAGGAGCAAGACCAUCUCGGACCUGCUCGCCUCUCAGAAGGGCGGUGCGGAUGAGCUCACCCGCAACCUGUUUGAUGCUCUUUCGGAAAAUGGCCGUCUCGGUCUUUCGGAGAAGGUCAUUGAGGACUUUUUGCAGCUCACCAGCGCCCACCGUGGCGAAGUUAUCAUUACUAUCACGAGUGCAAAGCCCCUCGACAAGUCGAUUACUUCGCGUCUCGAGUCGUCUCUCAAGGGCUCGCAGUUUGCGACCACGGCCGGUGCUAAGAGCGUGAAGUUCGACUACAAGGUGAACGAGGCGCUCCAGGGCGGUUUCUCGAUCGACCUUGGUGACCGUUCAGUGGAUCUGAGCGUGGCCAACCGUGUGAACAAGCUUAACGCUCUACUGCGUGGUAUGUUUAUUACCUGCUUGCUAACCUAA